Oryza sativa Japonica Group (Japanese rice) is the source of this 1080-nucleotide messenger RNA. NCBI's taxonomy places the organism in Eukaryota, Viridiplantae, Streptophyta, Magnoliopsida, Poales, Poaceae. The record is from RefSeq and is a predicted model, not a curated record.
AUGUCAGAGCUUCAAUCACUGCUAGACCUCAAUAGACUAUGGCUCCUAUCACUAGUGAACCUUGAAAAGGUUUCAGACACUGAAGAUGCAAGAAUGGCAAAACUUCAAGAGAAAGAAAAGCUCGAGACAUUGAUGUUGAGGUGGAAUAUGGAUGCUGGAAAUGCCAGUAGAAUAGAUCAUGAAGUACUUGAAACCCUCCAACCUAACCAGUGCCUGAAAACUUUGGAGAUUGUUGCGUAUGAAGGACAUGCAUUUCCAUCUUGGAUAACAAGCACUGAGCCAUAUCUCACAUCUCUGGUUGAGAUAAGGUUGGUUAAUCUGAGAUCAUGUGAAAAUGCUUUACCUCCACUUGGGCUACUGCCAUGUCUGAAGAUUGAAGUGGAGAUAAGCCGAGUUGAGAAUAUCAGUUGUAUUGACGAUAAUUUCUAUGGUCAGAACGGUACAUUUCCUUCAUUGGAGAAGCUGAUUCUCUCAUUCAUGACUAGCCUUGAAGUCUGGGAACAGUCAUCUAGGAUGAAUCUGUUUCCUCGUCUUGCAGAACUUGUCAUCAUUCAGUGCCCAAAAUUGAGAGCACUGCAUAUGGAGUUUCCAUCGAUUGAAAAAUUGAUUUUGUGGAUGAAUAAUAAGAUGUUGUACAGCUCGAAGGAAGGUCUGAGAGGUGUAGAGAAGAGCCUCGAAAAUCUUUCAAUUUCUUUCUGUGAAGAGUUGCAUGCUUCUUCAGGCUGUGAGGGUCUACAGGCUCUUGAUCGCCUCAAGAAGUUGGAGAUAUGUGGUUGUCAUGAAUUGUCAUGCCUCCCACAGGGUUUGCAGCAUCUUUCCUCUCUCGCCAGCUUGAAAAUUGAUAACUGCAACAAAUUGGAGAUUUUGCCAGAAUGGUUGGAGAACCUACCUUUUCUACAGAUAAUGUGUUUGUCUGGCUGUCCAAUUCUGCACUCCAUUCCUGAAGGCCUAACAUGUAGCGACAUUAUUGUUGAAUAUUGCCCCAAUUUUAAAGAACCAUCAGGUAUGUCAUCAGUGCUCUGUUCAUGGAAAGCCAUGUUUCUGAUUUUCAUUGAGCUAUUCUUAAAGCAAUUGAACUAG